Messenger RNA from Otolemur garnettii (small-eared galago), 658 nucleotides. RefSeq names its product nuclear receptor coactivator 2-like. The record is from RefSeq and is a predicted model, not a curated record. Gene Ontology annotation, molecular function: nuclear receptor binding. The transcript has 4 exons. NCBI's taxonomy places the organism in Eukaryota, Metazoa, Chordata, Mammalia, Primates, Galagidae. Gene Ontology annotation, biological process: cellular response to hormone stimulus; positive regulation of transcription by RNA polymerase II. Gene Ontology annotation, cellular component: nucleus. The annotation marks the transcript as partial.
UCACCAGGAUCCCCAAGGCAAGAUCACUUCUUUGGACACGAGCACCAUGAGAGCAGCCAUGAAACCCGGCUGGGAGGAUCUGGUGAGAAGGUGCAUUCAGAAGUUCCAUGCACAGCAUGAAGGGGAGUCUGUGUCCUAUGCUAAGAGGCAUCAUCAUGAAGUUCUGAGACAAGGCCUGGCGUUCAGUCAGAUCUACCGCUUUUCCUUGUCCGACGGCACUCUCGUUGCUGCGCAGACAAAGAGCAAACUCAUCCGCUCCCCGACGACUAAUGAGCCUCAGCUUGUAAUUUCUUUACAUAUGCUUCACAGAGAGCAGAAUGUAUGUGUAAUGAAUCCGGAUCUGACUGGACAAGCGAUGGGGAAGCCAUUGAAUCCAAUUAGCUCUAGCAGCCCUGCCCAUCAGGUCAUGUGUGGGAACCCAGGUCAGGACAUGACCCUCAGUAGCAAUAUAAAUUUUCCUAUAAAUGGCCCAAAGGAACAAAUGGGCAUGCCUCUGGGCAGGUUUGGUGGCUCUGGGGGAAUGAACCACGUGUCAGGCAUGCAGGCAGCCACUCCUCAGGGUAGUAACUAUGCACUCAAAAUGAACAGCCCCUCACAGAGCAGCCCUGGCAUGACUCCAGGACAGCCCAACUCCAUGCUCUCACCACGACAUCGCAUG